UCUGCUCAACCGUUAUCUUGCAGGUGAGCGGCUCAUACAGUAUGCCAGCGAGAAUCUUGUGACGGAGGUGCUCAUACAUCCGCAAUACAAUACGCUUAUACAAUGCAUGCGUAAUCUACUCAGUAGUUUUACGAGGCAUCGCCAUAUUAUACACGCUGGCUACACCUUUAGCGGCAACGGUUCUUGGAUCCUACAGGACGGCACCUUCUCGGUGGCUGACUUUGCGGAGGCAUUUCAAGAGCACGACGUACAAAGGGUGAUACGUGCCUAUGCGGACACCAUAACGAUGAAUAUACACUGUGCAGACGCUGGUCUAUGGCACACAUUGCCGGAUAAGGUAUUUUCGCGACAGUGUAAAAUACGCAUCAAUCCGGUGGAUGUCCUGGACACCAGCAGCGAGUCCAUCAAUGGCUUUAUAGAUUAUCUGGCGCCCAUGGUGGUGCCAACGUCACUGCGCGAGCUGCUGGAGACGUCGGAUGUGGUGGGCAAUAUACGCUUUACACACCCAACGCUCUACGUGUUUCCCGGGGGCCAGGGCGAUGCCGCGCUCUUUGGCAUCAACGGCUUUAAUAUGCUAGUUGAUGGCGGCUUCAAUCGCAAGGCCUGCUUCUGGGACUUUGCACGGCAUUUGGACCGGCUGGAUGCGGUGCUGAUGACGCGCCUGAACAACAGCAAUGUGCAGGGACUUGGGGCUGUGGUGUCACGCAAGCGGGACUCUCAUGUCUAUCCACAGAUUGGUCAUUUCUUUGGCAAUGUUCCCGAUCGGAAGGGUGGACUGCCCAGUCCUGACGGCGAUAAGGAUCGUAAUCCACUGCUGAUCGAUCUGUUUGAGCGCGGUCACGCCUUGGUCAACGAUCUAAAGUCGCUGGAUCUCAAGCCGCAGUGCUGCUAUCGCAAUCAAGAGCCUAUAAAUCUCUACCACAAGGUUGGUCACGGUACCCUGGAUAUGUAUGUGAUAAGUCCUUCGCGGGACUCCAAAGAGGUCAAAGAGUUUCUACAGAAAUGGAAUUCCGGAGAUCAGCGUCUGUUCACCGCGCGCGACACCAAGGAGUUUAACUUCCCCCUGCAGAAUUUGGUAUCCAUUUGUGCGCUGCUCGUCUGGCAACCGGCUAACCCGGAUGAUACCAUUACGCGUAUCCUUUUCCCGGGCAGCACACCCGACUUUAAGAUCCAGGAGGGUCUGGAGAAGCUCAAGCAUCUCGAGUUCAUGAAGCACUCCACUUGCACGGCCAAGUCAAUAGCUCCAGCUAUACAGACAGUGACAAGCACCAGAAAGACACUCAAAUCAGCUAUUGAAGGCACUCCGCCCAGCGCUAGCUAUAAGCCCAGCAAAUUUGGCCCAACUGCCAUAGCAGCCGUGGCCGUGCAGCAGGAUAACAAGGCAAAGGAGGCUAAGGAAGCAGCAGCAGCAGCAGCGGCAGCAGCAGCAGCUGCCGCAGCAACCGCUGCAACUACAACUGCUUUGGAGAUACCUGGCGAUCAAGUGGAGCGACCCACACCUCUUUUGAGUGCUAAGGCGGACUCCAUAGACACGGAUGAGCCAGACGCUGAGCCUGAACCGGAGCUCGCUAUCGACACCGGUGACGAGGGAGCGCCAGAGCCUUCCGUCCCCUCCACGGAGCCAGUUGAGCACGAAGACAACAAGGACACUGAUGAGGAGAAAAAGGUGGAAGUGCUGAUUGUCAAGCCACAGCCGGCAGCUGCUGUCAAGGACGCAGUUGAUGCAGCCGCCACCGAAGCCAGCAGCAAGACAGCAAAGGCCGCCAAGGGCAAGCCGGACAAACCUCGAGCGGAAGUCAAGCCAGUUGUACGCUCGAGAAUUGACAGCAAGCCGCCAAAGUCUAUGGACCGCAAGUUGGUGAAGCGUGAGGACAAAAAGAGCUCACCUACGGCCACGCCAGCUGUAAGCCGAACGCCAGCGACGCGCGAUGUCAAGCCUAAGGUAAUGACACGCACCACUAAGUCCAGUCCCAGCAGCACACCUGCCAAGAGCGCCAAGGAGGCCAACAACCGCAAGGUGCUUGAAUCCAAGCAACAGGCGACCGCGGCUCGGCAGAGCACAACCAGCACACGUCGCACUGUUGCCACCAUGGAGAAGAGGUCUGUGGCGGAGUCAAAGACAACGCCGCAAGCAACGAUGCAAGCAGCGCAGCGCAAGCCUAUCUCCCGAAGGCCACGAGGAGUCUCUCCAUCCAAGCGAGCUCCGGCCCCUGGCAGUCCCAUUAAGUCAGCUAAGCCAAAACCUGAUUUGAAGAAGUCACGACUGGAUAAGGGUGGUACCACAGACUCCAGCUUGGUGUCCACACCGUCCGCAGAUGAGGCGACAGCAGCCAAAAAGAUGUUAGAGCUAAGUGCUUCACAAGAGUUAGAUGCUGAAAAGCAACGGGAAUUGGAUGACCUCAAGGAAGAACAGGAAGUUGUGCGAGAAAUUGAGGCAGUUUUUAGUCGGGACGAGAUGAAACGGCAGCACUUGAUCAAAGCGGAGCUGCGUGAGAUGGCCAAGCAGGAUAGCACAACGGAGGCCGAGGAAGAGGAGGAAUACUUAAUUAUUGAAAAGGAAGAGGUAGAACAGUAUACAGAGGACUCAAUUAUUGAGCAAGAGCAAGAGAGCAGCAUGACUAAGGAGGAAGAAAUUCAAAAGCAUCAGCGCGACUCGCAGGAGUCAGAAAAGAAGCGUAAGAAAAGUGCAGAGGAGGAAAUCGAAGCCGCCAUCGCAAAGGCUGAAGCUGAGGAGCGUAAGGCUCGUUUAGAAAGUAGUGAAGCAGCUAGGCAUGAGCUGCACGAACAUUUACACAGCCCUGAGAAAACUGAGAUCAAGGCUGAGGUUCAAGAGAUCAUAUCCACUGCCAAGGACAUUGUCAAGUCUCGCACUGAUGAACUGCCGCAGGCUAAGCAUGCUGAAGAAGAAUUUUCUUCCCCUACUCCUGAUGAUAAGCUCAGUAGCGCCAAGAAAACUUCUGAUACUAAGGACGAGCUGAUUGAAGCUCCUGAGUUGCCGCCCAUUAAUUUGCAGGAAAGUCUUCCAGAGGAAAAAUUCUCCGCCACAAUUGAAUCCGGAGCUACCACAGCUCCUACCCUACCCGAAGAUGAACGCAUUCCAUUGGACAAGAUUAAGGAAGACUUGGUCAUUGAGGAAAAAUAUGUCAAAGAGGAAACCAAGGAGAUCGAAUCGAUUGUUGUAGCUACCGUUGCAGUGCCUGUCGCAGCAACGACAGCGGCCUCCAUCAUCACACCAACCGAAACAAAAAUUGUGGUCGCUACUGAGCCGCUUGCCGCUGGUAUGGAUUCUGCAGAGAGAGUCUUACCCAAGAAAAUGACAUUUGAGGCACAGCAGAAUCUAAUGCGGGAUGUUAUAAAAACACCUGAUGAGGUGGCAGACUUGCCAGUACAUGAGGAAGCUGACCUUGGGCUAUAUGAGAAAGACACACAAGACGCAGGAGCCAAGAGUAUUUCACAUAAGGAAGAAACGGCCAAAGAAGAAAAAGAAACCGAAGAUGAAAAAGUUGUCAAGGAUAUUGAUGUGGAAGAGGCAACCGAACAUAUUCCUAAGCCCGAGAUUAUUGCAAAGACAGAGACAACUCCCAAGAAGGAAUCCGACGAAGAGACUGCGGUUCCCAUUGUUCAGAAAACUGAUGUUAUAAGUGAAGCGAUUCCGGACAAAGAUAAUAUGAAUUGCCAGCACACCCUGUCCAACCUACCGCUGCGCCGACAAAAGUGA
Drosophila navojoa is the source of this 3718-nucleotide messenger RNA. It is a transcript of the gene futsch, whose product is annotated as microtubule-associated protein futsch. Lineage: Eukaryota; Metazoa; Arthropoda; Insecta; Diptera; Drosophilidae. The record is from RefSeq and is a predicted model, not a curated record. Gene Ontology annotation, molecular function: microtubule binding; actin binding. Gene Ontology annotation, biological process: regulation of microtubule depolymerization; axonogenesis; microtubule cytoskeleton organization. Gene Ontology annotation, cellular component: cytosol; dendrite; microtubule.